UUACACUUAGAGUACUUGAAGGUCAGUUUGAAUUGCCCGCUCCCGUUGAUUGCGCACAGCUCGGUAGACGGUCGACAUCUGGAUCAGGUGGUCGUUCUGGAUCAGGUUUCUGAUGGCGAUCUCUAUGGCGGCAUAAGUGCCAGUGCGGCCGACUCCAGCGCUGCAGUGUAUAAGUACGGUGCACUUCUUCUCGAUCGCCUGUCGCAGAAUCGCAAGUCGGAAUUGGCGAAACGAAGUUGGAUUGUCAGGGACGUCAUGAUCGGGCCAUCCAUCGAACCGGAAAUGCCAAUGGGCUCGUUCCCUCUCAGUGCGACGUUGAACAAUGUCCUUUUCACAUGCGGGUUAGAAGGCGACUCCUGCGUCUGGCUCAUUUGUUCCACUGUGACGUUGCCAAAUUUGGUCGAUUUCCCCUGGGGAAAGUAGUCGGCACAUUUUCUCCGACCAUCCUCGACGUACUGGCAGAGUUG
Meloidogyne enterolobii is the source of this 467-nucleotide messenger RNA. NCBI's taxonomy places the organism in Eukaryota, Metazoa, Nematoda, Chromadorea, Rhabditida, Meloidogynidae. The record is from the annotation of a GenBank genome assembly.